AUGUCUGGAUUACGCGCCGCCAUGCGCUGCGUUUUAGGCGUCAAUCGGCGCUCACUGCAGUCUCGCGUUUUCAAGUCAACGCAUGCACCUGAUGCUUUGUUCCAGAUGCCGUCAUUCCCCAUGCCGGAAGACCCGUCGUUGUGGCAAGCCAAAUAUCCACGAGCAGACCCGUCGUAUCUCUGGAAAGUGGGUUCUUUUCCUAUGCAGAACGAACAGGACGAAGCUGAAGAGAAGGAGGGGGCAUUAGUUUGCUCGGAAGAUCUGUGGGAUACUUCUGGUAUGCUCAGUGCAUUGCAUGAUAAUUUGCCAUUGCGAGACAUGGACGGCCCUCGUGAUGUGGACGAACUGUUGUGUCAGAUGGACGGCUAUUUGGCGGACAGUGUGGUGAAGAAACGACGAAAGAAAAUGAACAAGCACAAGCAUCGAAAGCGUAAGAAAGCGCUGCGUAUGCGCACCAAGAAGAACUAA
This is a messenger RNA of Peronospora farinosa, 468 nucleotides long. NCBI's taxonomy places the organism in Eukaryota, Oomycota, Peronosporomycetes, Peronosporales, Peronosporaceae. The record is from the annotation of a GenBank genome assembly.